AUGACGUCGUCAAUUGCUAGACAUAUCUCCACAGUAUCCCUCAUCUCCACUGCUUCCCUUCCGCGGGAAAGUGGUGUGCUCGCACAGGCGCUCAACCGAUACCGGGAUCAGAUAGAGGCCGCUUGUGACAAAAUCCUCGAGAAAUGCUGCUUGGACAAUAAACCUAGUGGGUGUGUUUUGGGGGACCAUUUGGGGGAACAAGAUUUGGCGGUAUCACAGACACCUCGAGUACUGGAAGACAGGGCUCGCGAGAUACUAACUCAGUACCUCAUCGAACUUCUUUCCUCCCUCAUUCUACCUGAGCCGUUGCCUCAAUCCAUUAGGGAUGUGAAUGCUCGGUUAGAUGAGGGUCAGCUCUGCUUUCCUGAUAAAUUGAUGCCUACCAAGGCCGAGCUGGAGGAGUUUCAUGCACUCGCUGAAAAGGGAAGAAAGGUCCUCUUCGCGUCAUUGGAUUUGCCAGUCGAUAAAAUAUUUGCUGCGCUAAAGGAGCUCACUGGCCGAUUUAACUAUCCCACUUGCAUAUACAUCACUGCGGUAACCGAAAAGGUUAUUAGUAACUUUCUAAAGAUGGUUAUUUACUUUGAAGAACGCGCUCAAUCCGAGCAUGUGAUCAGCGCCGUAACUAUUCAGGUUCGUUUCAUUCCCUCCAUUCUUGUACGAGUUUUGAGUCCAAGAUUUAAUUGUCUCGAACUUGGUAGCCUCGAGCAAAUGAAUCUCAUUUUACGUGUGUUCCGUGAGCCUAUACUUCACUCCUCGGCAUGCGCCUCUCUAGACGUCGGCUCCGAGGAGGCAGCCGUGCGGGAGGUCUUUCGGGAUGCUCUCGAUCUCUACAACAAUUUUCGUCUCCUCCUCGACUACCUUGAGUCUGACUGCGCUGAUGACUUGCCAUUCACCUCAUCCUUCUCCACUUCCCUUCCCCUAGCUAGUCAACAACGGGAGGCUGAUGAUUCUUUUCUCGCAACCUCGGUGACAACAGAGAAUCGUCGUCUCGUUGGCCGCCUUUUGAUUGAGCCCGCUGAAGAAAUUGCUCUGGCGAGUUAUUCGGAUUCUCCAGAUCCACUCGAUAAUAUUUGGAGGCUUUCGGAACGUGCUGAUGUCCUUGAAAGCCUUGCAAAGUCUAGUCGAACCAUUGUACACACCGUCUCUCGCUUAAAAACAACGUCAACUGAUGUGAUGUGUCUCCACUCCCUCUGCUGUCCAUCCUGCCGAAUGUGGGACCAGAAGGAGUACUCCUCUUCCACCACCAAAGAUGCUUCCUCACCUUCAUAUAACUGCAAUGCAGUUAUCAACUGUUUUCGCUAUCUUCUUCCACGUCUUCUCCUUCUUCCUAUUUUCCAAUUCUUCCACUUCUAUCGUCUUGUGCAUGCACUACAUCAACAGGCAUACGAUUCCGAGGAUAGGAAGCUUCUUAUGCUUGUUGUGGAUUAUCUCUUAAGUGCUCGGCUGAAUAUAAAAUGCGUUCUCACUCGAUACCCUGACCUUCAUGUCCAGCUGGCUCGUUUAGUUACAACUGGGCAUCUCGUCACCGCUCAGACGUCCGCUACCUCAAGUAUUAGUGGUCACCAGGUCAUUGGUUCCACCGGAAUUAACUCGCAUCAUCGCAGUUGUUCUGCUUCGCCUGCUACCUCCAUGACUCCACCCAUUCGUCGCGACUCUUCCAUUCAGCAUCAGCACCGCCAUUACCACUGUAACACACCCCCACUUCCACCACAGUCACAUCCGUUGCAGACACCCAUCGUGGCCUUGUCGGCUGUGUUUUGUGCGGGUGGUAGCUGCGCGACCUCCCCUUUGGUCAUGGGGUCGCCUGCUCCCACUGUGUCAGGAACAUCAACAACGACAGUGGUGAUGUCAGAGGAGGAGAUAGAGGAACAUGUUGACUCCAUGAUGUCGGCUCUCAUGGGUGGAGACGUUAGUAGUAUGGUGACAAAAGCCAAAUUGGAGGAGUUGGAACGUCUCACUGGUGGUAAGGAUCGUCUCCUUUUUGCUUCUUCCGCCAGCUCCGCAAUGGGAAAGUUUGUAAUGGAAGGUCGUCUGUGGGUGCGAGACGAAGGAAAGCGAGUUGUCUCCGAACGACAGGCCUACCUCUUUACAAAUUGCCUCCUCCUUUGCAAACGUGUGGAGCGCCGUACAACCCUGGCACCAUCGAUGGCAGCUGUGGCAGGCGCUCAGCCACAGCUACGAGUUAAGCGGCGUCUCCCUCUUGAGGCUGUCCAUGUUAUCGACUGUGUUGCGCCUGUUCGGCCUCGAUCCGAGGCUUUUUCCGGUUCCCAUCCUCAAAACUCCCUUGUGGAAUGCGCCUCACUCCUCUCUGCCAGCACAUCGCUCUCUCGCUGCCCUGUCUCUGAUUCAAGUCAGCGCCUACACUCCACAGUAGAAGAGAUUGAGCAGUGCUCAUUCAGUCUGGAGUUCUUUGGCACUGAUCAGCGUCAGCUUUGCGGCACUUCUGAUGGUGUAGGCGGAGGCGAUGGCAAUUCCGCUGCCUCGGCCCUCAGCGGCGGUCUUGAAGUACCUCAAGGGGUGCAAUUUCACUACCUCCACCUUGAGACAUCCUGUCCCGAAGAGAAGGCCGAUUGGAUGGCCUCACUUUUGAGCAUAACGACAUCACAUGUAUACGAGCGCUAUCUGCGAACUUUGCCUAAACUAGAAAUCCCUUUGAGACUUCCUCCACCUGAUAAAUACAGGUUUGCCCAACCCGACACCCCUGAGGUUAUAGUGUUUGAACCAGCAUCAGGAGGCCAGUCUUCCAGUGCCGCUACUCAUCGUCUGCUCCAACCCUCGUUGUCAAGCCGAAUACGCUCCACGUCUACAACGGCGUCUGCGGACGACAUGUUUGACUCCCUUGAAGAAUUGGAUGACGAAGUAGAAGUUGUCGAUGUAGACUUCUUCCCAACCACCCCUACAGACGAGGAUUCCCUUGGGGGAGUCGAUGAGGACCUUGCCCUUCCAUUACCAGCCUCCACUUCUUCCCGUAUCCACUCGCCGCAUCUAGGUUCCCAAACACUCACUUCAUCGGCGAUCCCCAGUCACUCAUUUCAUCAUCCUACUCUUCAUCGACCCCAAAUUCAGUACGCCACCCUUGAAAAGCUCAUUGAGCGCCUAACCUACCCGGCCUACUUCGACGCUGAAGCUGUCAACGCAUUUUUAAUUUCUUACCGUCGAUUCAUCACCGCUGAAGAGCUGCUCAAUCUUUUGCUGGAACGUUUUAAUGUGCCUUACCCGGAAUUCACUGCAGAAGAGCUUAAAAUGGAGAAUGCUGUGGAGCACAUGAAGCGACGCUUUCGUUCUGGCUAUAAGAGGUGGGUGCAGGCGCGCGUGGUAGCCUUUCUCUUUAGGUGGACGUCCUCACCUCGCUACUUCGCCUAUGACUUUGCGUCCAACGCUGACCUCCGUGCUCGCCUCGCCACCUUUCUCGCUGGCGUGCGUGUACGCAUUCUUCUUCCCAUAGUGCAAGCCAUCGAGCAUAUUCUGAUCAGAGGUGACUCGCUGACUAUGCCAGUCACCUCCACCUCCUCCAUCGAGGUCGCCGUUGCCAUCACUGAACCUAAAGGUCACUACCCACCCCAGCUAAGAGUCCAAGGAAACGGCGAUAACCAACAUUUCGGUCCAACACCUCCUUUAUCUCCCGAUUCUUUCUCGCGAAUCGAUUUACUCCAGAUUCAUCCUCUUGAGUUGGCCGAGCAGGUGACACUUCACGAGUUUGGAUUGUACCGUCGGAUCGAAUUUUGGGAGGUGGAUGGUCGUGAGCACUCCUCACAGGACUCGCCCAACCUUAGUGCAUGUAAAAAUUUCUCGAACAAGUUUCGCGAUUGGUUGGUCCAUUGUAUCCUCGCUGAACGCAACUUUGAGGACCGGGUGGUCGCAAUCCAACGUAUUAUCGAUCUGAUGCUCAUUUUUGAACAUCAACGAAAUCUUCAAGGCCGUCAAGAGUCCAAAGCAGUUCUCCUCUCUGCUGCUGUCUUUCGCCUUAAAAAGGCUUUUGAGGCAGCGAGUCGUGCUCGUCCCUACAAGAAGUGCGUGCAGCAACUACAGAGAGAGGGCCGAGGAGCUGCGCGUCGGGUGACAAAGAUAACUCGUGGAUUGGAAGGUGGGGAGGCGCCAACAUCGGCGGAGAAAACCUCCAUCAACACUGUCUCGCCCUGUCUACCUUACAUUGCUAUGGGUGUCUCGACGCAGCUCAUCCACUUGGAGCUGCACCAACCUGACCGCGUCACUCCCACCGGUGCACCGUUCGACGGCGCCAGCGGGGCCACUGGCACCGGUGGCCUCAUCAACUUUGCCAAGCAGCGUCGACUGGCAGCAAUAGUCGAGCGUUUCCUUCAGCAUCAGCUUGUACCAUACGCCUUCCCUUCAAAACCACAUAUUCAACAAGCUCUUAUCGCCUCCUUGGAAGCCUUUACCCCAGAAGAUAGAGACUUUGAGGCCAGAAUGUACGCUCUCUCUGAGAGCUACGAACCCCGUGAGCCUCCAUCCGAACCUUCUCAGCCCGCUCCUGAAGUGGAGCGGCGUUUGAAUAAGGAAGCGAUUCAGGCGGCUAACUAUUUGGGAGGUCUUUCUUUGAAAGAUAAACUACAGCAAGAACAGGUGGCCACCUACAAAGCCUUCUUUGGCCCACGUCAAAUAAAGACUUCGGGAAAGGUUUCUGCAUCACGUCUCUCGAGUUCUCCCACUCCUUCUCCCUCGAUGCUUUCACCAUCACCGCCUCCUCCACUAUUGGCUCCGGCACCUGCGCCACCACCUCCGCCUUCAACACUCGCAUCGGCGGAGCAGCGUGUGGCGGUGCUCUGGAACACGCGGCUCCGCCAGCACCGAGCUGGUCAACAAGCGCGAUUGACUCUCGCGCAAGGGGCUGCCACACCCUCGCCACGGCCCCUCUCCUCACCCACUGCCGCCUCCUCCACUGGAGCAAUCCACCAUCAUAGUGUUUCGGACGGUCAAAUGGAGAAUCUGAGCAAUGGGCGUCUGCCGACAUGUACUGUUCCAUCUCUUACUUCACCACUUCCUUCUCCGCCACCACCACCUCCUCCACCACCACCAAGGCGACAAAGCAGUAAUGGACCUCCAACCUCGUCGCCCGCCUCAGCAUCGCACAGCCCCAGUCCUCUCUUCCCCUUGACAACGGUUCUUACCUCAACUUUAGUAGGGGAGGGGACAGCAGUGGUUGCAGAUGGUGGACUACCUCCACUGCCGCCGAAACCGGGUCAGCGGACAGCCUCCGUAAUAGUGGGUCUCUCGCCCUCUGCUUCGUCUUCUGCUCCCUCGAGGCAGUUCUUUGACACGCUUCACACGGAGAAUCUGGCCUCUACACCACCCAUCCCCCCACGACGUCACAUUUCCUGA
Molecule: messenger RNA, 5337 nt
Organism: Hydatigera taeniaeformis
Lineage: Eukaryota; Metazoa; Platyhelminthes; Cestoda; Cyclophyllidea; Taeniidae
Source: the annotation of a GenBank genome assembly